Molecule: messenger RNA, 2208 nt
Organism: Echinococcus granulosus
Lineage: Eukaryota; Metazoa; Platyhelminthes; Cestoda; Cyclophyllidea; Taeniidae
Exons: 11
Coding region: 1-2208 (735 amino acids)
Source: RefSeq, a predicted model, not a curated record
AUGGCUUUCUGGAAUUUUACACAACAUUCAUUUCGAUAUUUUUUGAAUCACUUUCUUGGGCCAUUUCUUGCUCGUCCGCUGGAAUCUAGCCAACUUCAACUACUUGGCGACAAGAUUGUUUGUACAGAUGUAUACCUAAACAUUGAGAAACUUAAUGUCACAUUAGCAGAGCAGAAUAUCCCACUGACCUUAUGUGUUGCCUAUGUUGGUCAAAUUUCCAUUCAACUCCAGGGGAAGUUUGAAUUUGUUGAUUUGGAACUAGUUGUCCAAACGACGCCACACAAUUUCUCUCGCCACAGUGACGGAAUGGGUGAUUCUCUGCUCUCAAGCGUCACUGCCUUGGCUUUUGCAGCAGCAUCUGUUGCUGACGAUGGAAGGACAGUUGAACCUCCAGCUGCCGAAUCGCAAUACGUGGAGAAAAUUGUUGAAAAAGUUGACUUAUUUGUUCGGAACUUUGGUAAACCUGAAUCUGUGGCCUCAUCUCUCGUGGACGAUGUUGUAAUUGAUCGAGCGGCUCGUCUGAUCGAUAUUCUUUUUCUGGGGGCAACGGUGACGUUCCGUGACCUUCGCCUUCGUCUCCAAUGUCCACUCACUCUCAACGGAGCUCACAGAGCCUGUGAUCUUCGGUUACAAUUUCCGAUUCUCGAAAUUAACAAUGCUGAAGGCACAGUUAUUGAAAGCAUGCAAUCUACUACCACAACAGUAACCUUGCCACAUCAUGGAUACGACAGGGAGCGUCCCAAGAAGUUACCAAAGGCAACAACGACAGCAGCUGCUGAACACGCAGAAACUAGAGGAAACCUCUGGUCGUGGUUCUGGUCUAAAACGUGGAUUUUUGGGCUGAAUCCCAUGUCUUCUCAACCACUGGCUAACAGAGGCGCCGAAGGGAGCACCGGAUCGCCUCCCGUUGCUCGGAAAUUGUUUCAUUUUGAAGGAGUUACACUUCACUGGGAUCUUUGGGACACCAAUAGUGGCCAAAAUUUUGCUUUUUCAUCGUUUUCUACGAAAUCCACCUCUGUCUCUCCCUCUCAGUCCAACUCUAUUCAAGACAAUAUUAGCUUAAAGGAUGCGUUUUUCUCUGGUCCCGAACCCGAAUCCAUGGUAGCCUCGGCAUGUCUUCUCAGUCUUCCAGGCCCUGAUAACUACCUCACCAUUCACGUACUCCAGGAUUCUACUAUCCUGUCGAGGAUAAUCUCUCGACCAUCUCAAAUCUCCCGUCCAACACUGGUCGAUCUCAAUGUCGACCUGGGUCCCCUUGUCGCUUGUCUGUGCCCCAGCCAGAUAUUUUGGCUUGGUGCUAUGGUAACACAGCUUACAGAACUCUUUGAAGCCUACAAUACUGUGCAGGAGGCUAGGAAGCAAGUUGAAGAGGACUAUGGUCUCAAUAACUUGGGUAACGGUGAUCCAAAAACAGGUUCUUUUAUUGACCUAGACAUCUCCUCAGACGACGCGAGUGUAACAUCUCAGUCGGUCGAUGGCAUUAUGUUUCGAUCAUGCCUGGGAGCUAACAAUUUCCCCUUACCCGACGGAGGUAACGAUGAAGCUCCCUUCUCCACCGAUUCACUACCCUUAUCUAUCUGUGCUCGAUGCCGCCUCUUCACAUUGACGCUCUUCUACACUGACGAAGCAGCUUCAUUUUCUCAUUCCUUCGCACCUCGUAGCAUCAGCGUUGAUAGUAGUGGUCCUGAAGAAAGCUUUUACGAAGCUUUUAGCAGUCCUUUAGAUCCUGAACCAGCUCAAGGGGCAUUGAGGAUCCAGAAUGACUUCUUUACCGCUGUAGCUGGGGGUGACAGAAGCGUUUGCGAUGCUCUUAAUGGCAAACACUCGGCCCCGAUCGCGGAUUGGCUGGAACAUGUGAAUUCGAAGUUGGCACAUUCGAUCCAGGGUAGAAAUCAUUUACGCCUCUCUAUGGGACACUGUGAGUUGGAAAUAAACCCUGAACUCAACCAAAGGAUAAAAAAAGAUAAAGACACAGAAAGUGCGAAAAUUUUCCCAUCUCAAGGAUCGCUAAUAGGUCAAGUAGAGGGUCUCCUUCUCAGUGAAUGCCUUUUCUCCCAAGACGAAUUAACUUCUUCACUGCAGAUUGUUAACGGUUUCCCUCAUUUAAGUGUCACCGUCUCUGAGUUUGUUGAGAGGUUUAAAAUCGGUCCUGCUUGCAUGAAGGAUGCACAACACUACGACAAAUGGGAAAAGAGCCACGGAAAAUGA